This is a messenger RNA of Bombus pyrosoma, 1722 nucleotides long. RefSeq names its product melittin-like. The coding region runs from base 1407 to 1580 and encodes 57 amino acids. The record is from RefSeq and is a predicted model, not a curated record. NCBI's taxonomy places the organism in Eukaryota, Metazoa, Arthropoda, Insecta, Hymenoptera, Apidae. The transcript is spliced from 2 exons.
UCGCGAUCGAUAAUUCCUAAUGGACGGAAGAAUGGCCAAAGUGUGAAUAAAAUGUAUCGUUGUUAAACAGCUGCCAGCUUUGACAGUGGAUUGGCAAUAUUGUUUCGUGAUACGUGUUUAAGCGUGAAACGUAACAUGUACAGUGUACUUGAUUGGCGUUAAAAUAGUCGUAACGCGUGCGUUUGUACGCAACGAGAAAUAAGGAGGCCAAUGACAUUCAAGUAACAAGUUAACUAUUCGUCAGUGUUCAAUUUUGUUCUAUCUGGUUCAUUUAAUUUCUUUUUAAUUAGAAUUAAUUUACCACAGUUGUUGGAGUAUCUAUUUUUCGAGUUAUAUCUAUUUUAUACUUUAUAUCCUACUAUUGCCGGUCGUUAAAAAAUAUAAUAGAAACUUCUCUUUUAUAACUCGAUAAGUCAGCGAGUAAAAUAGAUGAUUAUCUUGGAACGAAUAAAAUUUUUAAUUAAGAUACAGAAGAUAGAAUCGAUGUGAUAAGAUAAGUAAUGACUAUACCUCGCUAUUCGAUUAAAUGCGACGAUUGAUCGAACGUCACUGAAAAUAAUGGCGAAAUUACCUACCCCAUACAUGUUACGUGUAUAUUUGAUAUUAGUGAAAUUUGAUUAAUCUUCCUUAUACAAUUUUAUUUAUGACGUUCGUAAUAUUCCAAUGCAAGAAAUAAGCGACAAGUGGAUGCUCAUCGGUUAAUGCUGUGGGGAUGCAGCGGUGACUUGAUACGAUUGUUAAGAUUUGGCGAACCUCGAAUUAUAUGUAUAGAGUGGCAAAAAAGAAGCACACAAAGGUACGAUUGCGAUAUACAACGAUGGCAAACAGGUGACUUUCAUGCUCGUUAUUAUUUUUAAACAACGAUUUUUGGCAACUGUCUAUACAUAUAUGCGGGGGUUGCGGAAAAAUUCUUGAAAGCGUAAUUCUAUAAUUUCAGUUUCUGUUUAAGCUUUAAAAGUCCUAUUUUUCUAAGCUUUAAGAAGCAACCUUAUUUCCAUUUUCGUAUUCGACAUUUUAAUAUUCCUUACGCAUGAGUUGUAGAUAUACGCAAUGUAGUUUAACAUAACGGAUAUGAUAAGCAAAAGUAAUAAUUUUGAUAUCGUGGAAAUAUAAUUAACGCUGAAAUGAUUCUCACCCUAAAUCGCGCUCUACUCACUUUCCACGCUGUUAUUGUUCUAAGCUAUCGACUGUAACUUACUGAUUUUUUGGUGGUGAAUUUACAUGUUUAUCUUAAUGUCUCUUUUGGUACUUUUGGUUGACAAUAUGAAGGAUAUAACGAUAAGUAUUACUUCGUCGAUAAUUUUAACGAUUUUUUACCGGUAUAAAUAACGGUGUCGCGAACGAUUUCGACAAACAGAGGAAGAUCGCACAAGUUACGUAUAUAGCAAUAACAGACAUCAAGAACCAUGGGAGCCAUGAGAUUCUUACUUUGCGUUGCAGUCAUUUUUAUGGUUGCCUUUAUCUCUGCGAGCAAUGCUAACCCAGAAGCUAACCCUUCGCCAGAGGCGGAUCCGGAAGCGCUUAACCUAAAGGACAUCUUAGGAAAAAUAAAAGUAAUGUUGUCUGCCUUGAACAAAUAAUCGACCUCGGCGAUACGUGUACAACGGGUGCAGGCACGACUACCGACUUUUAGAUCUGACGACUUUAGAUGCAUAUAUGUAUACUUAACUAAUUCGAAACAUGUAAAACUUGGCCACAUAAAUUUUUUAUUGCUUAACUAGA